Molecule: messenger RNA, 1147 nt
Organism: Trichechus manatus latirostris (Florida manatee)
Lineage: Eukaryota; Metazoa; Chordata; Mammalia; Sirenia; Trichechidae
Gene: ANG
Product: angiogenin
Biological process (GO): defense response to Gram-positive bacterium; angiogenesis; innate immune response
Molecular function (GO): nucleic acid binding; RNA nuclease activity
Source: RefSeq, a predicted model, not a curated record
ACUGCACUGAAAAGAGAAAUUGACAGUUCCACAAUAAUAGUAGGAGACUUCAACACAGGUAAAGAACAGAACAUCUAGAAAGAAACUCAACAAAGAAAAGAAAAAACAGAAUUGAGUGACUGAGGAUACUGAUUCAUGAUGCCUUGUCAGAAAGAAAAGUCCCUAUUCUAUCAGCCUAAUUCGGCAAUGCUGUUCUAUGCCCCUGCUAUACUUCCUUUUGCCCUUGGCAGGGGCCUCUGUUGGAAGAGAUGGUGAUGGGCUUGGACCCCCUGUUGUUAGUCUUCAUGCUGGGUCUGGGUCUGACCUGACCAACCCUGACUCAAGAUGAUUCCAGUUACAAACACUUUGACUUCAAGCCAAAGGGCAGGAAUGACAGAUAUUGUGAAAGCAUAAUGGGGAAACGAGGCUUGACCAUGCCCUGCAAAGGCACCAACACCUUCAUUCACGGCAACGAGAGCGGCCUCAAGGCCAUCUGUGGAAAUAAGUAUGGAAUCUCCCACGGAGAAAAUUUAAGAAUAAGCAAAGCUUCUUUCCAGAUCACCACUUGCAGACAUGUAGAAGCCCCCUGGCCGCCAUGCUGGUACAGAGCUACGCAAGUGUUCAGAGACGUUGUUGCCUGCAAAAAUGACUUACCUGUCCACUUUGAUGAGUCCUUUUUCCGUCCACAACCAGUAGGCCACUAGUCCAGACCUGGGGCUGCCAUCUUUCCCCGGUGUUUCCCCUCCACACCGCAGAAUGGUGGUGGCCACAUUCAUUGCCAGAGGCCCAGAAAAUAUACUACCUGGAUCUUUUGUUUCCCGUUUUACAACACAUUUAAUUAAAAUGUCUCUGAAAUCAGUAAGAACCAAAGCCUUCUCACUGACUCAUGGCAUAUUGAUCUUUCCCCGUGUUCUCUGUUCAGCUGCUCCCCAAGAGGAUUGGAUGAACUAGAAAUGCCUUUUCCCUUAUUAGUCAGUUCCAAGGAUAAUAGGGAGGUGGGCUUUACCUUUCAUGAAGGUAAUGAUGGUAAAUUGAUUUUACAGAGCAAGCUGGGAAAAUUCCACCGCUCAUGGCCCAUGAGAAGAAUUUUCAGGUGAAGCGAAUUAUUUUUGCUAUCAAACAAUAAGCCAGUAUUACUUUUCUAAAUAGGAGACCUUGGGGAGAAGAG